AUGUACGAUGACGAUGUAAGUAUACUUCUGGGAUAUGGUAAUGCUUCUUUUGCACAUCAAUCAAUAUAUUCAACCGGCUCUGGUUCAAUUUUUGUGGCUGUUGGUGAUUUUAACAACGACAGGGUGUUGGAUAUCAUUGUUGCUAAUACAAUGAACAAUACUGUAAGUAUACUUCUCGGAUAUGGCAAUGGCUCUUUUCUUCAUCAAACGACAUAUUCAACAGGCAACAGGCCAACGUCUGUAGCCGUUGGUGAUUUUAAUAACGACUCUCUAUUGGAUUUCGUCGUUGCUAAUUUUUAUGACAACACUGUAGGUAUAUUUCUUGGAUAUGUCAACGGCUCUUUUGGAUCUCAAACGACAUAUUCAACUCCCCCUAGUCCACGCUCUGUAGCUGUUGAUGAUUUUAACAAUGACAAAAUAUUGGAUAUCGUCGUUGCUAAUGUGUAUAACAAUACUGUAAGUGUUCUUCUUGGUUAUGGCAAUGGUUCUUUUGCAGAACAAACGACAUAUUCAACCGGUUAUCAUCCGGAAUUUGUGGUUGUUGGCGACUUUAACAAAGACAAACUAUUGGAUAUCGUCGUUGCUAAUUGGCAGAGCAACACUGUAAGUGUUCUUCUUGGUUAUGGCAAUAGUUCUUUCGCAAAGCAACUGACAUCUUCAACUGGUGCUUCUCCAAGUUCUAUAGGUGUUGCUGACUUUAAUAACGAUGGUCAAUUGGAUAUAGCCGUUACUAAUAGUGGUGAUAAUACUGUAACUGUAUUGUUCGGAUACGGGAAUGGCUCUUUUGCAAAUCCAAUCGCAUAUGUAACUGAUGCUUUUCCAAACUCUGUAGCUGUUGGAGAUUUCAAUAAUGACAGUCGAUCGGAUCUUGUUGUUAGUAAUUUAUGGAGUGGCACCGUAGUUUUACUUCUUGGAUAUCGCAAUUACGAUUUUGAAAAACAAACGACACUCAUAACUGGCAAUGAAUCUCGACCGAGGUCGUUUGCUUUUGGAGAUUUUAACAAUGACAGUCAAAUAGACAUUGUAGUUGCAAAUUCGGACACUAACACAGUGUGUAUUUUUCUGGGACAUGGUAAUUAUUCUUUCACUGAUCGAAUAUCAUUAUUAACCGAGUCUACUCCAAUCUCGGUUGCAACUGGUGAUUUCAAUCAGGAUAGCAUACUUGAUAUCGUCGUUGCUAAUUAUGAGACCGAAAAUGUUGGUGUAUUUCUGGGACAUGGUAAUGGCUCUUUCCUAAGCCAAAAAAAGUUUUGGACUGGCUAUAAAUCUCAACCUAAUGUGCUUGCCUUGCAAAAAUUGGAAGAAAUCAAUCAAGAAUUAAAACUCCAUAUAUCAUUACUUGAACGAUCAAUUGAAAAACAUAAACGUUUAAUACGAAAACGUGAAAAAGAACUUGAACAAGUUAAAAAUGAAUUUGAACAUAAUAUAUUCAAUGUUUCAUCACUUAGUAAUAAAUGUACGAAACAAGAUGUAGAAAUGAGUAUUCUUCGUAUUGAAAAUGCAUCAUUAAAUGAAGAAUUACGAUUACUGAGAGAAAAUAUUAAUCAUUGUCAAGAACAACAAAGACGUUUAAGAAAAGAUUAUGAUUAA
Molecule: messenger RNA, 1590 nt
Organism: Rotaria sp. Silwood1
Lineage: Eukaryota; Metazoa; Rotifera; Eurotatoria; Philodinida; Philodinidae
Source: the annotation of a GenBank genome assembly